Salvelinus namaycush (lake trout) is the source of this 1218-nucleotide messenger RNA. RefSeq lists its product as uncharacterized. Gene Ontology annotation, biological process: resolution of meiotic recombination intermediates. Gene Ontology annotation, cellular component: condensed nuclear chromosome. The record is from RefSeq and is a predicted model, not a curated record. Gene Ontology annotation, molecular function: single-stranded DNA binding; ATP hydrolysis activity. NCBI's taxonomy places the organism in Eukaryota, Metazoa, Chordata, Actinopteri, Salmoniformes, Salmonidae. Bases 1 to 1071 code for a protein of 356 amino acids. The transcript is spliced from 3 exons.
AUGUCUUCCCCCCAGGAGGAGAGGUGUCUCUUAGGUUUCCCCUGUGUGAACCCUUUGGUGGCCCAGCUGAUGUUGAGUAGGGGCCCCUCUCUCCACUGGCUCCUGGGGGCCUCCCUCUCCCAGCUGCAGGAGCUGCUCCCUGAGGUCCCUCACAAAGUCAUCAAGCUCUUCAGUGACACCACGUCUCUGUACAAGCUGACUGCGGCUGCCUCCUCCACAGAGUCUCACACUGACUUCACUCAUCAGAAAGACCACAAUAGCCCCACUGAGCCUUGGGCCACAAGCAGAGACAAUAAAUACACACACACCGACCCUAAUACAAGCCGCGACCCACACGCCGACUGCAACCGUCACACACACCGCGACCCAGAACCAUUCAACUCCAACUGCUUCCUUGCUGGCUCCCCCAGUGCUGAUAGUGUAGCGGGGAGCUUCUAUGAAGAAAGCUCUGUCAUGACGAAGGAAGGCGGUGACUUCCAGGUGGACUUGAGUCCCUCCUUCGGCUCCCAGCAGGCCCCUUUUCAGCACACCUGGAGCCACAACCCAUGGGAGGUUGAGGAGAGCGAUGAGCUGAAGUUUGUAGGCUGGAAUAGAGGAGGAGAGGAGUGGACGGGCAGCGCACCCCUACACCAGGAGUCCUGUGGCUCCCCCAGAGACUACGCGCCAGAAAAUCAAUUCCCGACGGGCCUCUCAUCCUCAUUCAGCUACAGCACCAACACACAGAGACCAGCGUACUUCGACAACCAGAUGUACUCGUUCUCUACAGUAGGGUACAGUGACCGGCUGCACUACCCUAAAGUCAGCCACAACCCCAGCCUGGCCUCGCCUAGAGGAUCUCUGUCAUGGGGGGGCAGUAGCAGUGGCAGCCCCUACAACACUGCCCAGGGGAGGGGAGACAUGAGUGUGUCACCUGACUAUGGGACCAGUUACAGAACGGGGAUAGAGAGGAAGAGGAGAGCAGAAGGCCCAGAGAUGGCUGGCACAGUUUUAACGCCAUUGAAGAGGGGAAAGCUCAGUUAUGAGAAGGUGCCAGGCCGAAGUGAUGGACAGACAAGACUAAGGUUUUUCUAAAAUGUCUCAUAUUUAUGAAGUGGCAAAAUAGUAAGAUCGACCUGAAAAAUGACCAGAAAACUCUUAAAACAUACAAGGAUAGAAUCCUGUCAGUCCCUUGCCCUGUCUACAACUAGUGAUAUUCAGUAUGUAAGAAAUACAGGUACA